AUUUAGGUGACUGUGCGGCGCUGUGCCCCUGACAACACAGCGGUUUCCGUUAGAAGGAAAUGAUGGAGAAGGAAAGUUUCUGACGCCUCUCCGUUGUGUUGGGACUGCCCGCAGGAAAACUGAAUAUCACUCCUCGCUAUGCGCUGUUUGCUCGUCCUCGGCAUAACGCACAGAUACUGUAAAUCUGAACAAUCUGUAUGGAUUUGGGAUGAAUAAGGUCUCCGACACUGAAAUGUCUCAGGAUUGGAAAUGCAGCUCCACGCCUGCCUGUUGCUUUUUAUUAUCACAACAGAUAAAAUAUUGGCCUUGUCACCCCUCCACUGUGGCGGGAAUGUCAGCCUGGACACAGAGCCUGCAGAUCACAUCAAUCUCACUCUACCUGGACUUUCUACUUUUGACACCAGCAACAGACUCAACCCCAUGAACAGUCAGUCCGACAAAACCCUACCGGUUUCAAUUUGCACUUGGACGAUAGGUAUUCCCAGGGGUCGGACGGUACUUAUAAAGUUAGCAUGGUUGGAAAGUGGUUCGGGUGUAACAGUGCGCUGUGUUUGGAAAGAAGAAGGUCCGGUCUUGGAGAGUGGGGGGACGGCUCUGCUGUCAGGCUGUGAUGGAAACAAAGCCACCUUGACUUGGACAGGAGCAGGACGAUCCUCAAAUCCAAUUCAGUUGUCCUAUUAUGUCCAGGAAGAUGAGAGGAAUUCCUCGGAGGACCACACCAGCCCACACUCAGGCCGAGACUUCUUGCGAUGGUCUCAGACAGGAACCAGCUUUACAAGCACAGCUCCUGUUGGUCAGGAGGUGGUAAGAGGGACAGAGGGGAGCAGAGGUCGCCUCCACGAAGGUCUGGAGGGGAGCUCUGAGGCUCAGUCUGUGUCUAGCCCCUCCUCUGAGGACCAGGGGCUGCUGCACCCCACCUCACCCCUGCAGGGACUCGCUGUGGCUGGGAGAGCCGAUAGGGAAACUCUCCCUCUUCCUGAGGAAGGACAAAACAAUGGAGCGGAUACAUCUGGAGCUGCUCACCUCGCUGAUGGUAAAAUGCCUGCCAGAGGGAGAACACACCCCUAUUUUCAGCAUACACUCAGUACAGAUACACCGUUUCACACAGCAAACAGAGGAACAAACUCAAGCAACGAGCCCCCUCACACCCAGAUGGCACUGACACACAAAACAGACAGGAGCAACAACACCUCGCAUGGCACAGAUAUACACAAAUAUACAGACACUCAGAAGUCUAUAAUAUCUAUAACCACAGAAGCUCAUCCCACUGUGUCCAGCUCCCGCCUCCCAUUUCUCACCAGCUCUCCCCCUGAGCUACCUUCCCAGACAACCUGGGAGAGUGGAACCAUCCCAGUCCCACAUGAUGGAGCUGUUAGCAGGACACCUGGAGAAAAACCACCCCAUUCCUGGAGGAGCCAGCGAAGCACAGACAGACUUCACUCUGAUCUGACCUCCGCUGUCACCUCUGAUCUUUUAAAAUCGCCCACUGAACCUCAGCAGGAUGACUCGAGCAGUGCGCACACUGAUACUGAACCCACUGCGUCAUCCUCACAGGGCCCCAGUGGAAGUCAAUCAUCCUCCGCCCACCUCACAGGGCUUGACACCGCUGUUGGUACUGUGGAGGCUGCUUCAUCUCAUCCAAACAUUAGUCGAGCUGACUCCUCUGUAUCAGCAGCAUCAGACGUUACCAGCCAGACUGCUGCGUUUGAGUCCUCUGAUAAAUUUGAAAACAUGGAGAUGCUUCACACUUUCACUCCUUCCACACAGACACAAACAAACUCUCCACAAAGCACAGAGAGCCUCCCACCUCCUCACACAUCCUCCCCACUCACACAGACAAACAAGGAUGAGAUGCAAACAACAAUAACCCAAAGUACACACAGGCAUUUUGUUAAUGCAUACACGACUACUGAAACUAUCUCCUCCUCGCCUGACGUUACCAAAGUUGAUGACCAGACUUCAAGUUUCACCGGUCCUUCCUCUACACCCACAGCAGCAGUGACUUUGGGAGAUGUAGUCCAGAACUCAGCUGCCACAGGAACCACCACUGACACUGGAUCAUACACACUGCGUCCCACUUACACAUUCUUGCAUGACAACUCACCCACAGAUUCACCAACUCCUGCUCAUCUUUCAUCCUCCAGUACACCCAUACACUCAUCCACGACUUCAUACACACUCCAAGCACACACUACAGUUCCUGGUAGUUCACACGUCACUCACACACCCCUGUUUUUGUCCUCUACUAGCACUGAUUCCGCUGCACACACACCCCUCAUUGACCCCGAAACAACACCUAUACCCACACAGACGUCAACAGUCAAAUCACACACACCUCACACACACAGCCACCUGCCUCUGCCAUCCUCUACUAAAGUCCCAGUUAUACAUAAACAGCCCCACAGCUAUUUUACUACAACACAGACUUCUCUGCUCUCACUCACAACUUCAAAGUCAAAUCGUGGUUAUGGAGAUAAAGAUGUAGAAGUAGAGAAAGAGGAUGAGUCUUGGCAGCGGUUUCUCAGCAGCACAACCAAACAAACUCCCACAGCUGGAGCCCCAUCCCGGACAACCCCACAUCCCACCACCCAGGACAAACAUUUGACACUCACACCUUCUGUUUCAACCUUUGUACCCACUUGGACGUCCACGACUCAGACUCCCAAGUUCUACAUUGUGUCGGACCAGCCUGCAGCCAUCAGAGUGGAGUCGAUUGAGCUGCUGCUGCAGAUCAUUGUAGAAGAAUCCAGACCGGCUUUUACUUCUGGUUUGGAGGAAGACACCGCUUCCUGGUUGGAGCCAUACCUUCAGAGAGCCCCGGGGUUCAGCAGGUUGCAGGGAGUCUGGAGCAGCGGCCAUGCAGUGCAGAAUCUGCUGGAGUUUAAGACCAGUGGGGCUCUGCAGUGGCUCGGCAUGACUGGACCCACAUCACUGUUGGAACGAACAGGACUAGCUCAGGCUGUGAGUGAGGGCAGAAGCUUCAGAUCCUCCAAGAUCACCAACAUCACACUGGGAGGUCUGCAGGGCGAUGUGUGUGACUGGUUACUGCAGUGUCCAGGAGGCUACAAGUGUGUGUUCCAGCCUGGUUCGUCUAACUACAGCUGCUCUUCUGUCUGCCACUUUGAUUACUGUCACCACCACGGCAUCUGUACUCACCACCCGAGUCAACUUCCAGUUUGCCGUUGCCUUGUAGGAGAGGACUUCUGGUACAUGGGCCAGAGGUGUGACAUGAAGAUGACUCGAGCACGGCUCGUGGGUGCAUGUCUUGCCAUCUUACUCGUCAUGGUGACAGUGAUCGGCGUCUUGGCCCUUGUGGCAGUGCGACGAUACCGAGCCAUUCUGAUCCAGGCCAAAGUAGAUCAGACUAGGAGCAGCUAUCGCAGGUUCAACCAUUUUGAUGAGCUGUCAGGACGGUUCUGGUUGCGUUCGUGGGCAGGGUCAGCAGACUCGCUGGAUAAUCCUGCCUUUACACGCUCCGAUGAGUUACUGCACCUGCGGGCGCUCGACCGCCCUUGCUGUUACCACGACGACACGCUGUCGCUGGCCUCCACCUGCCCCAGCCAUGGAACACGCAUCAAUACAAUCUACCCCCACAGCUCUCAGUAUGGUUGGAGGGGAAGUGAGAUGAGUAUGGGGGACGGCGUGUUGGACUCGGGUAAGGCCAGUGACCUCUCUGUCUGUAGCUGGCCUGUGGAACCCAUUCACUGGACUCCCUUCCCACUUCUGCAGCAACUGGCUUCCCACAGGACACCCCCAGUGAGGGUGACAAGGCCGCGCUCCUACUGUGAAGGCAUGGAGCUGGUGGACAUGGGGAAGAGCUGGACUGCUUGACACAGUCAAGCUGUGGAGAGGAAUCAAAUCUGUUCUGACACUGGUAUUUGCAGCUUGUGCUUUCAUUGUAGGCCUUGCUUGUUCUGUUGAUAAAAAACUGUAAAACAAUAAUUGUAAAUGUGUGUGUGUGUGUAUAUAAGUGUAUAUUUCGUGUUAAAGUGUUGCUACAUUUUCCAGUUUGAACCUGCAGUCUGUUUCUUAUAUGCUCACUGGAUGGAUAAACUGUAAAGAUGAAAAAACAAAGAGGAUGUCUAAACGUCUGUGGCGCAGAGUCAUAUAUAUAACUUUAAUAAACAGCACUUUUACUCAGG
Molecule: messenger RNA, 4142 nt
Organism: Epinephelus lanceolatus (giant grouper)
Lineage: Eukaryota; Metazoa; Chordata; Actinopteri; Perciformes; Serranidae
Gene: vap
Product: vascular associated protein
Source: RefSeq, a predicted model, not a curated record